UUGAUGCUGAUAGCGUUUGAUGAGCGUCAUGGCGCCGAAUAGAAGCUGGAACCAGCAGCAAUCGAGCCACGUUCAAGAACUUACCACAUUCUUCCAGGCUAAUAGCCGUGUCAAGGAUUACCAGGCCCACUCGUUCAAAGUUCACUCCGUCAAUUGGAGUUGCGAUGGACGUCGCCUGGCUUGCGGAAGCUUCGACAAAACCGUCAGCAUCUUCGUCUUGGACAAGGAUCGCAUGGCGAAGGAUCAUGUCUUCAAGGGUCACGGAGACAGCGUCGACCAGUUGUGCUGGCACCGUUCAAACCCUGACCAAUUGGCGACGGCAAGUUUGGACAAAACUGUCCGGUUGUGGGACGCACGGACGCAGAAAUCGAUAGCAGUCGUCGGCACAAAAGGCGAGAACAUUAACAUCUGCUGGUCGCCUGAUGGACAAACAAUUGCUGUGGGAAACAAGGAAGAUCUGGUGUCCUUUAUUGACGUCCGAUCACACAAGGUCCGCACAGACCAGCAAUUCAAGUUUGAGGUGAAUGAGAUCGCCUGGAACAACACCAACACGCAUUUCUUCCUCACCAGUGGCCAAGGUUGCAUCCACAUACUUAGCUACCCCGACUUGCAACUGCAGACUGUGUUAAAUGCCCAUCCAGCCAACUGCAUCUGCAUCGAGUUUGAUCCGACGGGCAAGUACUUUGCCACGGGCAGUGUGGACGCCCUGGUCAGCCUUUGGGAUGUCCAAGAGCUGGCCUGCCUUAGGACAUUCUCGCGGUUGGAGUGGCCAGUGCGAACCAUCAGCUUCAGCCAUGAUGGGAAAAUGCUGGCAUCUGCAUCGGAGGACCUGCUUAUUGACAUUGCCGAUGUGGAAACUGGUGAAAAAAUAUUUGAGGUUCCGUGCGAGUCGCCCACCUUCACGAUAGCGUGGCACCCCAAGCGCCACCUACUGGCAUUUGCCGGCGACGACAAAGGGGAACGGGACCAAGAUGCAGGAACGGUGAAAGUAUUCGGCUGGCCAAGUUCGUCGUGAACAGUCACCAACUCUGUCUCAUUUGGUACGUGCUUUGUACAUAAAUAAAAUAUUCACUCAUCCAAAAAA
Molecule: messenger RNA, 1084 nt
Organism: Dermacentor silvarum
Lineage: Eukaryota; Metazoa; Arthropoda; Arachnida; Ixodida; Ixodidae
Gene: tex
Product: THO complex subunit 3
Exons: 6
Coding region: 20-1015 (331 amino acids)
Biological process (GO): mRNA export from nucleus
Cellular component (GO): THO complex part of transcription export complex
Molecular function (GO): protein binding
Source: RefSeq, a predicted model, not a curated record